UGAGUUUCUUGUUGCUGAUUACUUUUGGUUUUUUUUUUUUUACUCAGUUUCCCAGACUUAGCUGCCGGCUGCUGUGCUUUGCGGCACAACAUCUGUUUAUCCAGCCGAAGGGCCGUAGCGCAGUUCGUGGAAGUUGGCUCAAGUCGCUGAAUUACAACAAUUUUUGCAGGAGCGGCGUCAGUGAACCAAAGUUUUUGUAUGAGUUGCGGAUAGGGAGAGGCGAAGGGGAAAGGCCUCAAGCCUCGGACUGGAUUUUUCAGCCAUGGCCGGUAAUUUCGAUGCCGAAGACCGUGCUAGCUGGUACUGGGGGAGGUUAAGCCGCCAGGAAGCGGUGUCCCUCCUGCAGGGACAGAGACACGGCGUGUUCCUGGUGAGGGACUCGAUAACCAGCCCCGGUGACUACGUGCUGUCCGUGUCAGAAAACUCCAAAGUGUCACAUUAUAUAAUCAACAGCAUCAGUAACAACCGGCAGUCUGGAACAGGUUUGGCUCCCCCACGGUUUCGUAUUGGGGAUCAGGAGUUUGAGGCGCUGCCGGCACUUCUGGAGUUUUAUAAGAUCCACUACCUGGACACCACCACUCUCAUAGAGCCUAUUAGUAAGGCCAGGCACUCGGGCAUCAUCAGUGCCUCUGUCGUCGGCGUCCCCCAGCAGCUGGAGGAGACCGAGUUCGUCCGAGCCCUUUUCGACUUCCCCGGCAACGACGAGGAGGACCUCCCUUUCCGCAAGGGCGACGUCCUGCGGGUGUUGGAGAAGCCGGAGGAGCAGUGGUGGAACGCGGCGAACCAGGAGGGCCGAGCCGGCAUGAUCCCCGUACCCUACGUAGAAAAGUACCGGCCGGCCUCGCCCACCUCGGCCGGCAUGGGGCCCCCCGUUGUGGGAGGCGGACAGGGGGGGCACAUUGGAGGGGUAGUGGGCAGCACAGAUGGACCCGGCACCCCGCUGGCCAAUCCACUGGGUGACCCGGGCCAGUAUGCCCAGCCCGUGGUCAACACCCAGCUUCCCAACCUCCAGAACGGACCCGUCUACGCCCGGGCCAUUCAGAAGAGGGUUCCCAACGCCUACGACAAGACGGCGCUCGCUCUGGAGGUGGGAGACAUGGUGAAGGUGACCAAGAUCAACGUGAACGGCCAGUGGGAGGGCGAGUGCAAGGGCAAACGAGGCCACUUCCCUUUCACCCACGUCCGACUGUUGGAGCAACACCAUCCCGACGACGAGAGCUGAGAAACACACACACACACUCUCCUGUCAUCUCAACGACGUGCCGCACAUCCCCUCUCCUUCGUCAUCUGCAGAAAAAAAAAAAAAAAACCACAAGCACACA
Molecule: messenger RNA, 1322 nt
Organism: Myripristis murdjan (pinecone soldierfish)
Lineage: Eukaryota; Metazoa; Chordata; Actinopteri; Holocentriformes; Holocentridae
Product: adapter molecule crk-like
Exons: 3
Coding region: 263-1222 (319 amino acids)
Biological process (GO): enzyme-linked receptor protein signaling pathway; cell migration
Cellular component (GO): cytoplasm
Molecular function (GO): receptor tyrosine kinase binding; signaling adaptor activity
Source: RefSeq, a predicted model, not a curated record